This is a messenger RNA of Apis cerana (Asiatic honeybee), 2775 nucleotides long. Its product is annotated as lamin Dm0. Gene Ontology annotation, biological process: nuclear envelope organization; nuclear migration; protein localization to nuclear envelope. The record is from RefSeq and is a predicted model, not a curated record. Lineage: Eukaryota; Metazoa; Arthropoda; Insecta; Hymenoptera; Apidae. Gene Ontology annotation, molecular function: structural constituent of cytoskeleton. Gene Ontology annotation, cellular component: nuclear envelope; nuclear lamina.
AAGAUUGCUUCGUUAAUGUUGGCGUCAUCAUUAAACAGUUCUUCCGUUGACUAAGGCAAGAGCAUUUGGACUUCGGUAGUUUUUUUAUUCGUUAAAGGCAUCUUUUACAAGCACGGUGUUACUGUGCACUAAAUUGAUGAUUCGAUAGUGCAAGAUUAAGUGAUAGUGCAAUAAGAGAAUCAAUUAUUGUGAAAAAUGUCAACGAAAGCAAGUAAGAAGACCACGGCGACGUCGAGUAGCAACGUGCAGUCGCCACAAUUCACGUCAACACCGAUUGGACAACGACCAGGAAGUCCUUUGAGUCCAACUCGUUAUUCACGUCUCCAAGAAAAACAAGAUUUACAAAAUCUCAAUGACCGAUUGGCUUGCUAUAUUGACAAAGUACGGCAUUUGGAAUCCGAGAAUUCCAGACUUACGCGGGAGGUACAGACAACCCAGGAGACUAUCACCCGCGAAGUAUCCAACAUCAAGUCUAUGUACGAACAUGAAUUAUCCGACGCAAGAAAAUUAUUGGAUGACACUGCAAAAGAACGAGCAAAACUUGAGAUAGAUACUAAACGAUUAUGGGAUAACAAUGAGGAACUUAAAUCCAAAUUAGAUAAAAAAUUAGUGGAUUUACAAGUAGCUGAGAGAAACUUGUUAUUAUAUGAAACACGUUACAAUGAUCUGCAAUCACAAUUUAAUCAGUCUCAAGCAGAGCGUAAGAAAUUAGCUGAAAGAGAACGAGAAUUAGAACAGGAAGUAGAAAAAUUAAAAGCAUUAUUAGAAGAUGCUCGUAAACAUCUAGGAGAAGAAACAUUACAACGUAUUGUUCUUGAAAAUAAUAUUCAAAGUUUAAAAGAAGAUAUUAGUUUUAAAGAUCAAAUAUAUCAACAAGAACUAACAGAAUCACGUACAAAAAGACAGAUUGAAAUUUCUGAGAUAGAUGGUCGUCUUGCUGAAAAAUAUGAAGCUAAAUUGCAACAAUCUUUGCAAGAAUUGCGAGAUCAAUAUGAAGCACAAAUGCGAGCUAAUAGAGAAGAAAUUGAAUUAUUAUAUGAAAAUAAGAUUAAAAAUUUGACAGCUCAUGCUCAACGUAAUAGUGGAGCAGCAAGUUUAGCUGUUGAAGAGUUAAGACAAACAAGAACAAGAAUUGAUACACUUAAUCAAAAAAUUAAUGAACUAGAAGCAGCAAAUAAUGCUCUCACUGCACGAAUAAGAGAUUUAGAAAAUCUACGUGAAAAUGAGAAAGCUCGUCACGCAGAAAGUGUAGCAUCUCUAGAAGAAGAAUUAGCGCGUAUUCGUGAUGAAAUGGCUCAACAAUUAAAAGAAUAUCAAGAUCUUAUGGAUAUUAAAAUUGGUCUUGAUUUGGAAAUUGCAGCAUAUCGAAAACUUUUAGAAUCUGAAGAAUCCAGAUUAAAUAUUAAUCCAGUGCAAUCAAGUUCAACAGCAUCUAGUGGUAGAACUACACCUUCAAGACAUACUCCAUUAAGAGGUGGAAAACGAAAACGUACUUUAUUAGAGGAAAGUGAAGAACGUACUAGUACUGAUUAUAGUGUAUCUGGAACAUCUAGAGGAGAUAUAGAAAUUACAGAAGCUGAUCCUCAAGGACGAUUUGUAAAACUAACAAACAAAGGCAACAAGGAAAUGGGACUUAGUGGUUGGCAAAUUAUUCGUAAGGCUGGUUCUCUUGAAACAGUAUUUAAAUUUCAUCGAACUGCAAAAUUAGAAGCAGGAGCUACUGUAAUGGUAUGGUCAGCUGAUAUUGGUGCUUCACAUGAACCACCAUCAAAUAUUGUCAUGAAAGGUCAAAAAUGGUUUACAGCAGAUAUUAUGACGACUAUACUUCUUAAUAAUGAAGGCGAAGAAAUGGCCAGUUCAGAAUGUAAAAGGCAACAAUUAUCUACUUCUCUAUCUCGACAUAGGGAAAAUUUGGGGUUUCGACCUUCUGAAGAAUUACAUCAUCAACAGGGUGAUCCUCAAGGAGAGGAAUUUUGUCGCCUUAUGUGAAAAUAAGUUUAUAAAAUAAUCUUAAGAAUUCUAACAGCACAUUUUAAAAAAAAUACUUGAAAAGAUACAGAAAAGCACUUGAUCUUAUUUAGAAGACAAGUCUCUAAGAUUUUCAUUAAUAUAAAGAAUUCAUAUAAUGUCUUGAAUGAUAUAUUUUGCUUAAAAAAAUAAUAAAGAAGAGAUUAAAAACAGAAUACACAACACCAUAUUAGUACUUUAUAUUUAUAGAAAUAUGUACAACAUAUGAGAAAAUAUUCUGUAAUAUAAUGUUUAAAUCAAAUUUAACGAAACGUUUCAUGAUUAUUGAAACGAUUAUUGCAUUUAUAUAUUUGCACUUCAUAUAAAACUUAUUUGUCCAUUAUAUCAGAGUUACUAGUUCAUUGAAUAAGAAGCACGAGUAAUUUUGUCAGCGAGAUCGAACUAUUUUUGGCGUACCAUUUAUUUUUACCUAGUCGUUAUCGUGCCUUUUUAAAUAUAAAAGAAAGAGAUCUUUUUUUCUUAGUAGAUAAUAUUUAUUUUUAAGUACAAACCGGAUGCAAUAAGAGCGUGGUGCCCACAAUAUAUAACGUUCAAAAACAUUUAUUUGACAGGAAAAUAUUUUCUGAUAUGUACUAUAUAUAUAUAUAUAUUAUAAGUUUUUUUUUAUUAAUGAAUGAGAUAUCGGAAUAAAUGAAAUUCUAUGUUUAAUACAAAAAGUAUCACCUCUGUCAUCCGGAACGUAAUUUUGUUAAUUGUAUUCGACUUUAUAUCAUUUAUACUAAUAAUAAAAGUCUAUAAUUAACCAUA